CUCCUCACCAUCGCCGGCCGCCAUAUUGAGUCGUCGCAAACGUUUCACUUACGCCGUUGUCGCGAGAGUGAUUUUUUUCCCGGAGAACAAAAGGAUUUCUCUCAGAUUUUAGUUGGACCGGGUUUUUUUUUAAUUAAGAGAGAUAAUGUCCGCCGUGAGGCAUCGUCGCGGGGAAGACCAGAUGGAUUAGACGAAUUCAGUCAGCUUUGUCAGCUAUUCUCAAGAUCUGACCUUGCUUAUCAGACUGAGAAGGGAACGUUGGUAUUGGAAGAGUUUUUAUCGCAAUAGCUUUGUACAAACUUCAAAGAACAAUCGCAUCUCCAGUUUUGGGCAAUUCUAGUCUCCUGUUGUAAAACGAUCAAAUAGUGGGAUGGACCGAAGGCAAUUUGGCGAAAAUUACUAUGGGAGGCAUUACCAAGGCAGCCCAUUCUUCAAUCCUGGUGGCCAGAAAUCUGCUGAAGAAGAGUUGGUAGCCCGGAGCAAAGAAUGGAUGAACAGACAAGAUAGAGACAGAGACCAGUGGAGGAGAUCUGUCGAUGAUUUUCUAGAUGAUAAAAGUAGCAGUAGGUAUCAUAAGAGUAGGGACAGGUCUCGAGAAAGGUCUAGGUCCAGGGAAAGGGGGGAAAGAAAAGAGAGAAAACGUUCUCGUGAAAGGAGUAGGGAGCGGGAAUCUUCGCGGCGAUGGUCACCGGAAGAUGAUGAAAGAGAUACAACAAAUACAAGAAGACGGCAUGAGAGGGGGGAGGUUGCCAGGAGGGGCAGUGAUGAUAGAAAGGAUAGGCAUGGGCAGGAGUGGUCCAAAUAUAGGGGGGAAGAAAAACCUGAAUCUUCAAAGGAAUCGUCAUCUUCAUCCAGGAGGCAUUCGAAGGAUGAAGAUGAAGAGAAGAAGUGGUCAAGUGAUGAUGACAUGAGUACAAGUGGAUUUGAGCGAAUGGAAGGGGAUUUUGAUAAACCGUACUCUGAUUUUUCUUUAAGACCCGAGGAUAGAUUCGUAUACAAAAAACAAGUUCCACAAAGGACAAUAAUUAUUAGAGGACUUGCUCAACACAUAACGGAACAAGAUAUACAAGAUGAUAUUACACUUUCUCAUUUGGUAUGCAAAGAUAUUAGAUUAGUUAGGAGGAAAGAUACAGGAACAUCAAGAGGUUUUGCUUUUGUUGAAUUUAGUACAGUUGGCGAUGCCAUUAAGUGGAUAGAAUUAAAACAAGGGGAGCUCAUGCUGAAAGAUCACUUUCGAGCUCUUCUGCAAUACAGUCUGCCAAAGGAUUAUUCUUUUGGUAGAGAGAAGUACAUGUCUGAUUGGUAUUGUAAAUGCCAAGCUCAUAAUUUUCGAAGAAGGAAUACCUGCUUCAAGUGUAAUUUGUCAAGAAGAGAAGUUGAAGUGGAAUUUGUCGAUACAAUAAGUUCAUAUCCUACAAAUACAGUCCUUCUAACAGGUUUAGAUGUGUCAACAACAGAAGAGAGUGUGCUCCAAUCUAUUAAGACACUAUCAUCUCUUCCAAUUAGAAGUGUACGGAUUGGAAGAGAUAUUGCAACAAAUACUUCAAGGGGUGUUUGCUACUUAGAAAUGAACAGUGUCGUUGAUGCCAUGUACCUUCACAAUGCUCUUCAAGCAUCAACACCUUCAAUAGAUGGAAGAACUGCACUUGUAUCAUAUGCAAAACUGGAUCCUGUAUCUAUGAAUUCAUCUGCUGCUAUUAGUGUACAAAUAGCUAAUGCAGCUGUAGCUGCAGCUCAGUGGAGUCACCAGAAGUCAGAUAGUCAACAAUAUCAACUUAGUGAUGUGCCUAGACUUGCGGAAUACAGUGCUGCUCUUUAUGCUACAACACCCCAAGAAAAGGCAUCAUAUUUAGCUUACUAUGAAGAAUAUUAUAGGAAACAAAUUACAGAAGGUGAAAACAUAUCACUCCCUGUAAACAGUUCAAGCGGUCUUGCCACAGCCCAAGCUGCAGUUGCAGCACACAAAAAGUCCAAAGAUAGUAGUAGUAAGCUGUCACCAUUAACAGAAGCACCAGAUGGCUCUGGUGAUAAGACUUAUCCAGCUCCAGAUGUCACAUCUUACCAAUAUGACAAAUCGUCAGGAUAUUAUUACGAUCCUCAUACCACACUUUAUUAUGAUGCAAAUUCACAAUACUACUAUAAUAAUAAACUUGGUAAAUUCCUCUAUUGGGAUGCCUCGAGGUGUACAUACUUGCCUUCACCUACAGAUAAGAGUCAGCCUCAAAACCAGUCAAAUAAUUCACCACAGGUUGAUGCUGCAAACAAGGAAGAAGAGAAAAAGAAUAAAGAAAAGGAGACUGAAAAAGACAAAGUUAAAGUAGCAAAGAGGAUUGCAAAAGACAUGGAAAGAUGGGCAAAAACAUUGAACCAAAAGAAAGAGAAUGCAAAGCAGAACAUUGUUCAAGCUCAGGCUGCCAUAACUAGCAUGAAAGCAGCAGGUGCUGCAGACAUAGGUUAUGCAGUACUUGAGAGAAAAGAUUUGGCAUUGCCCACACAGAAUGGGGCAGACCGUAGUUCCAAAAAUGAAAGCUUAGUUGCAGCAUACGGGCAAGGGAGUGACAGUGAAGAAGAGGCAGCAGAAGAAUCAGCAAAUGAAGAGAAAAUGCAUACAGAUUGGAUCAAGUUGGCUUGUUUGCUGUGCAAAAGGCAGUUUGCCAGCAAAGAUGCUCUUGUCAAACAUCAGCAGUUAUCGGACCUACACAAGCAAAAUCUUUCAGCUUGGUACAAGUCGAAGGGGUUGGACCCACAUGAUGCCCAGACAAGAAAUACACAAUAUCGAGACAGGGCAAGAGAGCGAAGGAUGAAAUACGGUGAGCCGGAUACACCACAGCCAAGCAAGCUGAAAGAGACUUACAUGAAAUCUAGGGAGGCAACAAUCAACUAUGAAGAGCCCACAAGAGCGGGCAUAGGGGCGGACAACUUAGGUAAUAAACUUUUACAAAAAAUGGGGUGGCAAGAGGGCAUGGGUUUAGGUAAAUCAAAUCAGGGAAGGACAUGUAUUAUUCAAGCAGAAAGGCGAUCUGCAUGCGCUGGCCUUGGAACCAAAAGUGUCGGGGUUACUCCGGGUCCUGGGGAAACGUAUAAAGAUUGUGUCAAAAAAAUGAUGCAAAUUAGAUAUUCGGAAAUCGAUGACCCAUCGUAGAAGUUUUUAUUUAAUAGGAAAAAUUUUUAUUUAAAAACAAUUCUUGGUUUUUAUUAUUUGAUUAAAUUUC
Messenger RNA from Cimex lectularius (bed bug), 3212 nucleotides. Its product is annotated as RNA-binding protein 5. The record is from RefSeq and is a predicted model, not a curated record. NCBI's taxonomy places the organism in Eukaryota, Metazoa, Arthropoda, Insecta, Hemiptera, Cimicidae. Gene Ontology annotation, biological process: mRNA splicing, via spliceosome. Gene Ontology annotation, cellular component: nucleus. The transcript has 4 exons. Bases 371 to 3142 code for a protein of 923 amino acids. Gene Ontology annotation, molecular function: RNA binding.